Thermothelomyces thermophilus ATCC 42464 is the source of this 1047-nucleotide messenger RNA. RefSeq lists its product as uncharacterized. The transcript has 3 exons. The record is from RefSeq and is a predicted model, not a curated record. Gene Ontology annotation, cellular component: cytosol; nucleus. Lineage: Eukaryota; Fungi; Ascomycota; Sordariomycetes; Sordariales; Chaetomiaceae. The coding region runs from base 87 to 836 and encodes 249 amino acids.
CUCAAUCCCGCACUUAUAAUAUGUGCAUGAAACAGAUCAUCUCAAAUUGACGACAUAUCAGCCCGAGAAACAGGGAAAUUAACACCAUGCCGCUCCGCCUCGCAAUCCUCGAGGCCGACACCCCGGUGCCAGCUGCCAACGAGCGCUACAAAGGCUACCUCGGCGUGUUCCGCCACCUCUUCGCCCGUGCCGUCGCCCCGGCCGCGCUCGAGUCGGUGCUCACCCUGACCGGUCACGACGUGGUGCACAACCCGUCCUCGGCCUACCCGGACCUGGACGAGGUCGAUGCCAUCCUGAUCACUGGCUCCAAGUACAACGCGUUCGACAACGACGACUGGAUCGUGACCCUCGUCGAGUACGUGCGCAAGGCGCUCCUGCGGCAAGACCGCCCGGUCAAGGUGGUCGGCGUCUGCUUCGGCCACCAGAUUGUGGCGCGCGCACUGGGGGCGUUGGUGGCGCGCAACGACAAGGGGUGGGAGGUCAGCGUGGUGGAGACAACUCUGACGGAGAAGGGGAAGGAGUUGUUUGGGGGACGCGAGACGCUGAAAAUCCAACAGAUGCACCGUGACCAGGUCUUCGGUGUGCCCCCGGGUGCCGAGCUGCUGGCUUCGACCGAGAAGUGCGGGAAUCAGGGCUUCAUUAUCCCCGGGCGUGUCAUCACUGUCCAGGGACAUCCAGAAUUCACCGAGGAUAUCAUGGAUGAGCUCCUCGAGCUACGACACCAAUCGGGACUGUUCACGGACGAGUUGUACCAGAGCGGCAAGACACGGAACGGCGACCACCACGACGGUGUCUUCGUGGCCCAGGUGUUUGUCAAGUUCCUUCAGGGGCAAUAACACAAGAAUCGUCGUUUGGUUGUUUCCUAAGCCGUCCUGCGCAAUGUGAUCGGUCACCGCCAAGCCGACGAUCGCAGACAAUCAGGUUUUCCGAGUCCGCCGAGUACGAUCGACGACACGCUGCCUCCCGCGCGAUAUAUUCCCCGAAGAGCCCCUGAACACUAACUGAAGUUCGUCCCUCGCAGCACGUUAGACAAUAUGGAGUACUGUA